AUGCUAAGACUUAACAUCUCACAGUUGAUUGCUAUAAAUUGGUGUUCACUGUGCGGUAUCGUCACUUCGUCGUAUUCGAAGACUAAACCUACUACCCGGCCAUCCAUGGAGUCUUUACAACUGUUACGUUUGCUGUGCAUCUUCACUAUUCUAGGGAUUGUUAAUGGAGCGUGGGAUGCUUGUUCUGUAACCUGUGGUGGUGGUACUCAAACUAAGUUGUGUGCUACACCACCAUGCCCGAUUCGAUCAUGUAUGACAAUCGAUUGUCCGCUUGAGAUAGAUUACAAACACGAAGGAUGCUGGAAACAAACAACUCAAGUCACGUUAUUGGAAGGAGGUGGUAAUCCAUAUCUGGAUCCUACUGAUGAAGUCAGGAGUUGUGCAAGGGCAGCAUAUGAUGAAGGAUACACGUAUUUUGUGUUUCUUGACGGCAAGUGUCAUGCUGCAUCAACGCCCGAUGACUACAAUGGCAGUGGGACAUCUGGUCGUUGCCGAUUUGGAAAGGGAACACUAAACAAGAUGGACGUAUACAGGAUUCAUGAUUGGGAGUGUCCGACUGGUUCUGAUUAUGGAUUUUGUAGAUUGCCACAUAUUCGAACGCCUAUCUCAGGCCGUGUCUGUACCCAUGCGGACGAUUGUUUCGAGGUGGGCGGGGAGCCGCUUGAUCCAGUUAUUAUUUGCUGUAAAAAAGUGUUCUGCAAAGACGUAUGUGGACAAAAAAUCGUUCACCGCAACUGCUGGUGUGACGACAAGUGCAUAGAACAUGGCGAUUGCUGCCCAGAGUUUAUGGACGAUUGCUCAGGUAAAGACACGUGCAGUGGUGUUGGAGAUCCGCAUUAUACGUCUUUCGACAACAAAUAUUACCACUUCCAGGGGAAAUGUGAAUACACAUUGUUAAGUACCCAAUGUCCACUUUCACCCUAUGAUUUUCAAAUUAUUGGUAUAAAUCAACCAUGGGGCGCAUCUGCUGCAACCACGACGAAGGAGGUCAGGCUGCUGUUUAAUGACCAUAAUAUACUAUUGAAGCAAGGAAAGCAAAUAAUAUUGAAUGGAGUCGUAGUCUUGCCACCUGUUACAGUGUCGCCUUAUACAACAAUAACAUUAGCUGGAUCUUAUUUGAUCGUAACAACUGGUUAUGGAAUAAAAAUUAGAUGGGACGGAGUAUACAGAGUUUACGUAGAUGUAUCAAGUGCGCAUAGUGGGAAAGUAUGCGGUCUAUGCGGAAACUUUAAUGGUAACAUUGGAGACGAGUUUAUACAGCCAGAUGGUACCCAGGUUACAAAUGUUAAUGUCUUUGGAGAUAGUUGGGCAGCGGCCGCAAAUUGUGUCCCUACAAAAAAACGAUCUAUCGAAGAAGAUUUACCACCACGUGGUUUAGCUGAAGAUGCUAAAGAACUAUGUGAUUCGUUGUUCAACUCAGGAAAUAUACCGAGUUGUGUGAACACUGUUGAUCCGGCUAAUUACCAUUUUUCCUGUGAGAUGGACGUUGAACUCUCACUUCCCGUUGUAACUGGAGGAUGUGCUGUUGUGGCAGAUUAUGUGGCGCAAUGUAUAAAUGAAGGUUUGACAAUUGGAGACUGGCGGACCGGAACCGUAUGUGAGGUCGAAUGUCCACCUGGUAUGGCAUAUACCCCAUGUGGACCAGAAUGCCCUGCGUCUUGUUUGGAUCCUUAUCCCAUUGGGUCAUGUACUGAGCUGUGCACUGAAGGUUGUUUCUGUGAAGAAGGUCUCGUCUUAGACGAAGGUGGAAUAUGCAUUGAUAAAGCUGAUUGUGGUUGUUAUUAUCUUGGGAACCUAUACAGGUUUGGUGAGGUAUUACCUAUGAUGUUUCCGUGUUGUUGUAAUAAUCCGGUUUCAGUUUACUCUCGAAACAUCAUUCUUGAAGGUCUCCCACAACUGCCUGAUAACGUUAAUUGUGACGCUCCACUAACUUAUGGUGAACUGUCUAUGGGUGUCAAAUAG
Messenger RNA from Saccoglossus kowalevskii, 1962 nucleotides. RefSeq names its product von Willebrand factor-like. The record is from RefSeq and is a predicted model, not a curated record. Lineage: Eukaryota; Metazoa; Hemichordata; Enteropneusta; Harrimaniidae.